Molecule: messenger RNA, 1630 nt
Organism: Tripterygium wilfordii
Lineage: Eukaryota; Viridiplantae; Streptophyta; Magnoliopsida; Celastrales; Celastraceae
Exons: 2
Coding region: 161-1252 (363 amino acids)
Molecular function (GO): protein binding
Source: RefSeq, a predicted model, not a curated record
AAGCAUUCGAAGUCCUUGUAGAUUGUAGACUAAAGAGAGCAGAGACGACCCUCUGCAAGUCAAAAGCCUUAUUUCUCUUUCGAGGUCCAGAUCAAUCGCUUGUCUAACAUUAUCAACCGAUUCCAAAUCCACAGAGUGAGAAGUUUCUCUGGAUUCGAAAAUGGAUUGGGGAAAGAGACCUAGCAAGUUUCUAGCAAACAAAAACAGCAAAAUUUACAUGGACCUCAAAGACAUCAUACGGGAAAACGCACUUCCUUUCCUUCCUGCGAAAUGUCUAUUCCGUUGCACUUCGGUUUGUCGAGAGUGGCAGCUCCUGAUCAGGACACCUUUCUUUGUCCACCAGCAGUCAAAUUCUUUCCAUGACUUCUCGGGUUUCUUUUGUCAAUCCCAAUCUAGCUCAGCAGCAUUUUUCAUUCCCCUGGAUCCAAUGGCCUAUGGUGUUCCAGACCCCUCUUUGAAAUUUUUGCCCGAACCAGUGGACAUCAGGUAUUCUUCAAAUGGUCUACUUUGCUGCCAGGGUCGUACGGGUUACAAAGCCUACUACAUCUGCAAUCCUGUUACCCGGAAGUGGAAGAUGCUUCCCAAACAUACUUCUGACCAUGGGUCUGACCCUGCUGUUGUUCUCAUCUUUGAACCAUCAUUGCUGAACUUUGUGGCCGAGUACAAGCUGGUUUGCGCUUUUCCAUCUGAGCUAGAUGGAUAUGAGUUUGAGAUUUAUUCUUCUGCAGAUGGAUCUUGGAGAGUCUCUGGUGAGAUUUUGUUCGGUACAAGAAAGAUCCAGCCCAGAUCUGGUGUUCAUGUGGGCGACAUUGUUUAUUGGCGGUGCGGCUAUAAUAUUAUUGCUUUUGAUCUUAAGAUGGAGCGAUCAUCACUCCUCUAUGGCAGUGGUGGGGCUCUGGCUGCAAUGAAUGGGAAGCUUUGUUCGGCUUCCACACGUGGUCAAGUACUAGUUAUUAAUGUGCUCUCCAAUGCCUACACUAAUACAAUGCAAAUGCACAGCGAAGUGAGGACCUGGGAAGAGAGACAUAGAAUACAGUUGGAUAAUUCAGGGAUCAUUGCAGUUCCAAACUAUGAUCCACAACAUGAAAAUAAUGGUGUGGUUUUCAUAUCAUUAAAUGGCGUGGUAGUGAUGCGAUCUAAUGAGUCUCUUUAUACCCAUGACUUGAAGACUAAAAGCACAGCUCGUGUGGCCGGAGAAGUUGCUGCCAAUGCAAGGGUUUUUCCGUACGUGAAUAGCCUUGUGGAGAUAUAGUUGGUACCCCUUUCUCAUAUAUAUAUAUUUUCCUCAGCCACAAUGCUUUCUUUCCUAGCUAUAUAAGUUUGAUACAAUCUUGGUAAUAUCUUAUUACUUUUUAUUUCGGCUUUAUAGGUUGUGUUGAUUCAGGUUUUGCUGUUGGCAUGCUCGAUAGCUUACAGCUUACGUAUUAGAUAUUCUACAUAUAGACUCUUUGGACAUUUAGUGAAGAAUGGUAUUCUAGCAUAAUGUGGAUAAUUGAAGUGGCUGUUAUUUGAUAUUUCUGUGAGACUGUCAGUAGCUAUUACUUAUUAAGUAGUUUUCUUUUUGAAUGAGCGUGGUUUGUAAUAACUUUUUCUUUUCCAACUUCGCAAGUUGCCUGCAGUUUAGGUUGAA